Molecule: messenger RNA, 1284 nt
Organism: Mycotypha africana
Lineage: Eukaryota; Fungi; Mucoromycota; Mucoromycetes; Mucorales; Mycotyphaceae
Exons: 1
Coding region: 67-1140 (357 amino acids)
Biological process (GO): mitotic DNA replication checkpoint signaling; mitotic DNA damage checkpoint signaling; nuclear DNA replication
Cellular component (GO): nucleus; spliceosomal complex
Molecular function (GO): zinc ion binding; nucleic acid binding
Source: RefSeq, a predicted model, not a curated record
GAAGGAAGUUUAUUCUGAUCAAGUUAAACUGAACUUCAUGAUUUUGAAAGACACGUUGAGUUUCAAAUGGGCGAAAAGGGGAGGAGGGGACAAAUUACAUCUGUGCACUUUCGUGCUUGCCAGAGAAAUGCCAUUUUUCAAAACCACACUGAUCCAGUUUACAACUCAAUGCCUCCAAAAAACGAUGUGCGAAAACUUUUCAAGAAACAACAAGCCGAGCGAAAUAAAGCUGUAAAAAUAAAGCACCCUUUUGCAAAGUAUGACGAAAUGGGACGACUACUAUGCAUAGUUUGUCAAUCAGCGGUGAAAUCAGAAAACGUUUGGCAAGCACACUUAGGUUCAGCUUUUCAUCUAGAGAAUAUCCAAAAACUAAAGGCAAUAAAGCAAAAACAACAACAACAGCAGCAGCAGCAGCAACAUUUAAAAAGACGUGCACCGUCGCCCUCACCUCAAAUGGAAGAAGAUCAGAGUGAAGAAGAAGUAGAACAUAAACGAUUGAGGCUUGAACCAAGUACUCAAAAUGAAAAGCAAGGCAUUGAGCUUGACGAAGAAGCCUCUGACAACGAUGACGAAAUAGAUGAGAAUACUGCUCAAUUACCAGCCGACUUUUUUGACCAGAAACAGGAGGAUUUGGCGAAUGAUCCAAUGGAUGAAGGAUCUGCUACUGAAGAAUCCAACACUCUUCCUGCUGGAUUUUUUGAUGAUCCUGACGAGGAUGCACGCAUGAGAGGAGAAUUAUUACCUGAAGAAAAAGCAAAGGUUGAUUUAGAAAAAGAUGUACAGUCAUUUACCGAAGCAAUGGCUGAUGUUACCGAAGAAUCAAAGCAGGCACAAGAGGAGGACGACGAAACAUUUUGGCAAGAAAGACACUUUGAUCUUACAAUGGAACAAGCCGCGUUUGAUUCCCGAGUGGCAAAAUUAAGACAUUUGAGAGAAGCAGGAAAAAAUCCUGAAAAUGACUCAACGGCAAAUAAUCCUAGUCAUGAAGAAACAGAUGAUAUUAUGCGCGUGAAACUCAAGACAAACGUCAGACAGGCUCUUAAAGGCCAGCUUGCGAAGCAUGCAGUAUCGGUAUUCGAUGAUGACCUAGAUGAUAUAUCAGAAGAAGAAGAGGAAGAUUGGCGAGCUCAGCAAUUAUAAAAACAAUUAUAUGAAGUAUUUUAGGAAAACUACACUUCAAACAAUAUGAAUAUAAAAUCCCACACAACCAAAUGUGUGUCGAUGGAUACAGAUUCGAACUAAGUAGGCCAUCUCGAGCGCUAAUUAUACCAAUAAAAAAUGGGU